CUUACGAGUGUCGCAUCGCAUCACAACGCCGUUCCAAUUGACCAGUCGCCUGCUUCCGCCCCCUUCGCGAAGUUUCCGCGCUCCACCAUUUCGCCAUGGCCGGCGGCGGCAUCUUCAGCAGGGCGCUGAGCUACGUCGUCAACGAGUUCCUCGUCGAGGGCCUCGCCAACAACCGUGCCUUCCAGAGGUUUGCUGUGAGGACCAACAGGACUUUGGAGGAUCUCUCAUCUAAAGCUAAACAAGCGAGGGAGGAGAUAUCGGAGCAAUUUAAGGAUGCUCGCGGACCCAAUGAUCGCUUCAAGCAGUGAUACUUGCCAUCAGCGUUCCCGGUCAUCCGUUCUUGCCCUGGUUCGGGAUGCCAUCCGCAAGUGGCCAUUGUAUAAAAUCCGAAUCUAAAGUAUCUUUUUUUCUAUUUAGAAAUCUAGACGCAGUGAAUUAAGUCUGCCCAAGGGAACUAAUUCUAGCGGAGAGACUCUCCUUGGCUGGACCUCGGUUUUGCAAAUUUCUAUGCUUGAUGUUGUUUUAUGAGUAAUAUGUACCAUCGCAGUCUAUCUGUUGUUAUGCCAUUGCCUGGCAAAUCUAUAUAACUCUGGCUGCGUUGAUAACCUGGAAAGAUUUUGACGGUCA
Molecule: messenger RNA, 627 nt
Organism: Triticum dicoccoides
Lineage: Eukaryota; Viridiplantae; Streptophyta; Magnoliopsida; Poales; Poaceae
Exons: 4
Coding region: 96-308 (70 amino acids)
Source: RefSeq, a predicted model, not a curated record